This is a messenger RNA of Serendipita indica DSM 11827, 4305 nucleotides long. NCBI's taxonomy places the organism in Eukaryota, Fungi, Basidiomycota, Agaricomycetes, Sebacinales, Serendipitaceae. The record is from the annotation of a GenBank genome assembly.
AUGGCGUCUACUAUCACUGCAUUAAACGUAAAUGCAGUAAAAACAAUCAGAAAUGGCCGUGAACACGAUUCCACCGCUCCAGCAGAGUCGUCGCAAGAGUGGCCAGAGCUUGCCGGCCUCGACGUUUCGAAACAGUUGGAAAGACUCAACGAGAUGCUCCUCAAGGAAACCAAAGUUCGAGACGGCGCGGAGCGGAUGCUCGAAGAAAGGACGAUAGGACCGUUGCGACGACAAGUGGAAGCACAGCUCGAUGCCUCCAACACGGAGAUCAAGCGUAUUCAAAGAAAGAUUGACCAAAUACGGGAUCACUCGCUUCCUUCUGGCUCCUCGAGAAAUCACCCCAAUCACCCAAACCGCAAUGCGAACAAACGCAAGGCGACAGCGGGCUUGACUUUCCUUAAUGGCACUGGCUUAGCUACGCCAUCCAAUACACACACACCUGGAUCAUCCAGCUAUGCGUCCACGUCCCCACGACCACCCACUGCGCCUUCACUGAAUUCUGUUUCGGAUGGUGCAUCCAUUGGACCCUCUGCGACGGAGUCAUCUGCAGCGAAGCGAUUCUUUGCGCCAUCGCUCGUUCCUCAGCCACCUACUCGUACUCGAAGUGAGAGCGAAGCUGCCGAAAACAAGGACGACUAUAAGACAGCGCUCUCUCAGGCUCGGGGUUUGAUACGGACUCUAUCGUCGCUUGCGACCUCUUCAGAGUCCCAGAGGGCAUGGCCAGGGACAGGAGGUACUGGUGAUAGGUCGCCUCCCUACACGAGCCAACGGGCUAUCUCUUCGUCUACCUCGUUGGGAACAUCCUCUGGAAGUCCAAAAGCAGACGCGAUGAGUGAUGCGGAGAUUGAACAAGUUCGGAUGGAACUGAUGGCGGGACUUGUCCAGAUCCUGCUGAGGAACAAGAGAGUUCGAUGGGAGAUUGACAUUCGAGAAGUUUUGCAUGGCAUCCUUCCCCUUCUCUCCGAUAACGUCUCGCAGACGAUGCGCGUUGCCGCCUACCGCCUUUUACGAUACGUCAUGGCGCAUCCUGAUGGACCCAGCAUGUUCAGUUCGUUUGAAGGAAAGGAUUUGGGAUGGUUCAUUGUUCGAUCACUAUGCCGAGACAAUAAACACGUUGCCGAAAAGGAACAAGUCUUUCUACUCAUCAGAGCUCUCAUCGACGCCGGGGCUGAACGUCGACCGUUGAAUGUUCCAGCGGGAUGCUUCUCCGUGCCUAUCAAGGAGAACGUCGUCCGGGCAGUCAUAGCCAUUGCGGAACAGGAAGAGGACACAAAUGUGCUCAGAUGGCCCGCUGUCGAAAUGAUUACCGAAAUCUUCCUCCUCGAUGCAGAGCUGAUCCACCGCUGUGAGGGCAUUCGCCUUCUGCUGCAGACGAUGGCAGAAGGACCUCCAGAACUAUCGCCGAUCCUGGCUCAUGCAUUCCUCACCAUUAUCGACAACCCAAGAACAAGAGUCCUUCUCAAAGCUGGUAGUGAUUUGGAGAUCGCGCUAUCGGGUAUCACAGAUGCCUACGGAAAGGCGGAGACUCAUAUCGAGACGAUGAAGACGAGUGGGAGACUUGUCGUCACCUUGCUGAGAAGUUGGAGUGGCUUGUUGUACCUGUGUUGCAAUGGCAUGCAGUCCAUCAAGGCCCUAGUCGACACGCUUCGUAUUCCGGGAAUGGAUACCCGAGAGGUUGUUCUCGAUCUCUUUUUCGACAUUUUGAACAUUAAACCUGCCGAAUGGUAUCGCACCUUUCUAGAUGGACGUCGCCUCACAAUGUACGGACGCCAAAGGCAUGCAAAUUCAUCUCAGGAGCAAGCCGGGGUGGUCCCAGAAGUAAACAAGCUUACACUCAUUGAUCAGUAUCUGGCGUUGGUGCUUACAGUCCUCGCAGAAGCGGGACUCGUCGACGCCUUGAUAUCUAUGAUAGAAGAGUUUCCUGGCUCUAUAUCGAACAUGGCUCGCAAGGCAACUUUGCUUCUGGGAGAGAUUCUUCAAACGGCCAACCGUCUAUUACCGCUGGCACAGGCAGCUCGUAUGCAAUCUCUGCCCAAACUCUUCUCCUUGUCGUCUGAUUUUCAGAGUGGGAAUAAUCGGAUGAUUGGAACCUCUACCUUGGCUUCUAUCGACAGUUUCAACCGAAAUCGAUCGCGACUCCAGCCAAAUGCCACAAGCGGUACGAGAAAUCGUGCCAACUCCGUGGAUGACCCUAUGCGCCGCGGCCAACGUCAAAUAGAACAAGUCAAGUUGAAGAUGGCCAUGCAGUUGGAUGAUCGGACCUUUCAACUGAUGCUUGUGGAGACACAAGUUACCAUCACCAAGGAUCAUACGAAAUGGAACUUUGAAAUUCUGAUCGAGCUCUUCGAGGGUCCGUUCCUCAGUGGGAAACGUGUCGACGACGGUAUUCGAGCCAACAAGUUUGGUCGACGAUUGAUGGCGUUUUGGCACCCGAGUGCUCGACGGUUCUGUGAUCUACGAAAGACCAAAUCGAACAUGAAAUGGGUCAAACUUGGGUGCUUGAUCCUAUCGACCUUGGUCAAAACUAGCGAAGGCACCAAGUUCUUGCUCUCGGAAGACGACUUCCUGAAGGAUCUCUCCGAUAGCUUUGCUCAGUUUGACCCUUGGAAUGGAAACCCGACCUACGACUCUAUAUUCACUCAAGACCGAGUAGAGGACACACUCUCUUUCGGCUAUCUGCAGAUGCUAGGACAACUGAGCAAGUCGCAGAGAGGCAUGGAAUUGAUGGAGCACUUCAAAUUUUUCAACUCGUUCUACCACCUCAGUGACCUCAAGUUUAGAGAGGAUCUGAUCAAGGGUAUCAUCGAGAACCUUGAUUACUCUGUUGAUGGACAUCCGAGAAUUGUGCUCUCCAAGGCCCUCACGUCCAGUUACAAGCACAUUCGUCUCUAUUCGACCGAGUAUCUGGGGAACCUCAUUCUCAAUAUCAAGCAGAGCAACGUCUGGAUGCUCAGACUUCUCCUGACACAGCUAUACGAUCCUGCCAUGGAAGUCCGAGAGCUGGCCGUGAGGUUUUUGGAAGAGGCAUGCGAAACUCAGGACACGCUGAACGUUGUCGUUGAUAUGCAACCAACCCUAGACCAUCUUGGGGAGCUUGGACAUCCGCUUUUGCUAAGGUUCAUGUCAACUGCUGCUGGCUUUCAAUAUCUUUACGAAACUGGAUACAUCGAGCGGGAAAUGGAUGCUUGGUUCCACGAUCGUAAUCAUCAAUACGUCGUUCUUGUAGAAGUCUACUUGUCUCAAGCAUUCAGCAUCGAUCCUGCAGAAGACGGUGAAGAUUUGCUCGAGUUUGAUGGCAUCGCACCGCCGCACUUUUAUGGCGAGAUGGUCAAAACGGAGCUAGGAUGUCAAGUCCUCAGUGAUAAAGGUCAUUUCAGCGACUUCACCCAUUUCAUCCGACAGCAUGGCUUCGAUAGCGACGAUUCUGACAUUGUGCUGAGGCUCAAGAGUGUACUAUGGGCCGUGGGCAAUAUCGGUACAAGCGAUCGGGGAAUACCUUUCCUGGAGGAUGAUGAAAUUAUUCCGGUCAUUAUCGAGAUCAUGGAGACAACCCCGGUGCUAUCUAUUAGAGGAACUUGCUUCUUCGUGAUAGGUCUAAUCGCGUCUACCGAGCAAGGAGCAGAAAUUCUGUCCGACUAUGGAUGGCUUGCCACGACUAGCUCACUGGGCCAACCCACUGGCAUUUGUAUUCCUACAGAUAUUGAAAAGUUCAUUCUGAUCCCGUCUUGGGAGGUUCCGCAUCCAAAGGAUGACGAUCGACGAUUACCACCCCUCAAGCACCAGCAUGAGCGAGAUAUCUUGGAUGCCAUAGAAAAUCUUUGCAACACCGUGGUUGCAAACGCGGCGUCCCGUACCCUAGCAAAGCUCAAAUCGAGACCGGAUACCCGACACUUGUUCUCAUCCACGCAACUGUUACAACGCGCACUGCAUAUCAUAUCGACGAGAAGAUACCGGUUCCCUGUCAGAAAAUACGUCCUAGAGUUGUUUGACAUCAAGUUUGACGGCAGCACCCUAGAAGAUAUCGCGCACUAUGAAACGCAAGCACUUGAAGAGGUCGCUUCGAAUGGUGGGAUUAUCGCCUUUCAACGAUCGCAUGCGCACCACUCGCACGGGUCACGUCGUUCGAGGCACUCGAUGAAAGCCAAGUCGAAACGACGAUCCAAUAUUGGGCAAGACGAUGACAAUACGACUGUUCCGAGCAGUCCAGUCAUCCUUCGGCCCAAGAGCAAUCCUGUCAAAGUUGUUGGAUUCGACCUGCCUACAGAAGCCACCCUGGCAAGUGCCAUGCUUAUGCAGGCUGAUUGA